Chanos chanos (milkfish) is the source of this 2071-nucleotide messenger RNA. It is a transcript of the gene fuca1.2, whose product is annotated as alpha-L-fucosidase 1, tandem duplicate 2. The transcript has 8 exons. The record is from RefSeq and is a predicted model, not a curated record. Gene Ontology annotation, molecular function: alpha-L-fucosidase activity. The coding region runs from base 178 to 1536 and encodes 452 amino acids. Gene Ontology annotation, cellular component: lysosome. Lineage: Eukaryota; Metazoa; Chordata; Actinopteri; Gonorynchiformes; Chanidae. Gene Ontology annotation, biological process: glycoside catabolic process; fucose metabolic process.
GAGAGUCAUAUAAAUGGGAUAAGUACAAAGCUGAGCAUUCUACAGUUUACAAGAGGCAGUCGUUGGUAUUUAUCAGUUAUUAUCGAGUUAGUAUAAAUAAUAUCAACAAUCUUUGAAGGACAUUCCCGUGAAUUGAAAGCAUUAGCUAGCUAACGUAGCAUUUUUUAAAAUAACGACAUGGGGUCAUUUGCUUGCAGUACAUGGACUACAUUCCUGUGCAUAUUGUUGUCUGUUUCAACAAUCGGUGCAAUAUACACUCCUGACUGGAAGAGUCUCGAUGCUCGACCACUUCCAGAGUGGUAUGAUGAAGCUAAAUUUGGAAUUUUUAUACACUGGGGGGUCUUUUCCGUGCCUGGCUAUGGUAGCGAGUGGUUCUGGUGGCAUUGGCAGGGCGAACGAAAUCCAUUCUACGUUUGGUAUAUGAUGAAGAAUUAUCCUCCGGGAUUCACGUAUGCUGACUUUUCACCACUGCUGCGCGGACAGUUUUUUGACCCACAGGAAUGGGCUGAAAUUUUCGAAGCCUCUGGUGCAAAAUACGUGGUUCUCACCGCAAAGCACCAUGAAGGUUUUACAAACUGGCCCUCCCCGAAUUCCUGGAACUGGAAUUCUGUAGAUGAUGGUCCUCAUAGAGAUAUCGUCGGCGAGUUGGCUUCUGCUGUACGAAAUCGGUCUCUUCACUAUGGACUCUAUAACUCGUUGUAUGAGUGGUUCAACCCUCUGUAUCUGAGUGAUAAAAAGGCUGGUUUCAAUACCCAAGAGUUUGUGCGCAAUAAACUUAUGCCAGAGCUUUACAACUUGGUCACCAGAUACAAACCAGAGUUAAUAUGGUCAGAUGGAGACUGGGAAGCACCUGACACUUACUGGAACUCAACAGAGUUCUUGGCCUGGCUGUACAAUGACAGCCCUGUCCAGGAUGUUGUGGUGACCAAUGACAGAUGGGGAAAAGGAUGCUCCUGUAAACAUGGUGGCUAUUACAACUGUAAGGAUAAGUUCACUCCAGGAGAGCUGCCAAGUCACAAAUGGGAGAAAUGCACGUCCAUCGACACUCACUCUUGGGGUUUCCGUAGGAACAUGAAAAUCAAGGAGCUAAUGGACCUUCCCACUAUAAUUAACGAUCUGGUUUACACUGUUGCAAUGGGUGGGAACUACCUCCUCAAUGUCGGUCCUACUCCAGAUGGGAUGAUCCCUCCUGUAUUUGAGGAGCGUCUGAGAAGCAUUGGUGCCUGGAUGAAGGUGAAUGGAGAGGCCAUAUACGCUUCCAGACCAUGGAGGGUGCAGGCUGAGAAUGCCACUGUGCCAGUUUGGUACACGUCCAAAGGCUCCAGCAUAUAUGCAGUCUUCUUCUUACACCCAAUGCAGUACUCAUUCAAGCUGAGUACACCCAAAACUACUGAGAGCUCUGUGGUUACCUUGUUGGGGAAUCCUGAACCUCUGAGAUGGGCCCCAUUGCCAUCCUCUGGACUAGUCAUACUUCUGCCUGAGCUGCCUCCAACUCCAGCACAAGCUUGGACCCUGAAACUGGAUGGAGUAUAUUGAAUAGAGUCAUGAACUGUGUUUUACGUCAUAUGGAAGAACAACAAAAGAAUUUUCUUUUUUUCAAAAGCCACUUCAUAGGGAUGUUGUUUUGAAAAGUGAGUAAAAAGACGAAAUUGAGAUUCUGUUCAAAAUGGGUUUUUUUUUUGGAGGAGAAUGUUUGAAAAGGAGAAAAUUUUAGUGGUCUACAUGUAGAGCAGUGUCAUGUUAUGUAACUAAAACAAAAGUAAUGAACAUCUCAUUCUCUUACUGAAUCAAUGACAUACACAAAAGGGAAAACAAAAUCUGAUUGUGGUUGAAAAACUAUUGAGAUUUCAGAUCAGAAAUUUAUGUUGGUUGGACCAGCUGUUUAGAGUUUACUCUGUCAUGAGAUGUUGAUUUUUCAGUGUUUCUGUUUGAUUUUUUUUUUUUUAAUGUGGUUCUAAAAAAUGAAGUCUUUUUACCAGAGAAAUGUGGCACUGAAUUUUGCCUGUUUUUUGUUGACUAUUUUUGUACUUCAGAAGAUUUAAAGUUUAUGAUUAAAGAUACUAUCUGAUUG